UCAAUGGUUUACUUUGGACCGGGAACAACACUGAUUGGACAGAAAGUCUUCAGUAUUUAUUUAUUUUUUGCCUUCUUCUCCUUCCUGGAGCUGAAAAGCAGAAGAGAGAAGUGGAUGUUGGAAUAUUGGACAAGUCCAGUCUGGUCUGCAGGUGCGUCCUCCUCCCCCUUGCUGGAGCCGAGCCCCACCCUGCACCUCACAUUCCUCUUCAAAGACACCAUCUUGUGUCGUCUCCGCACACUUGUUCACCAGACAGCACGGAAGGGAGACCUUUUUGUUUUGGAGAAUGGCAGCCAUGGGAGUUCAGAUCGUCUGCGUGGCCCUCGGGGUCCUGGGCCUGAUCGGCGCCAUCGUGUGCUGCGCCGUCCCGAGAUGGAAGGUGUCCUCCUUCACGGGCUCCAACAUCGUCACUGCGCAGAGCCAUCAGGAGGGUUUGUGGAAGACGUGCGCGGUGCAGAGCACGGGCCAGCAGCAGUGCAAGAACUACGACUCCCUGCUGGUGCUGCCCUCUGACCUGCAGGCCGCCCGCGCCAUGACCAUCAUCAGCUGCAUGCUGGCCGGCCUCAGCCUGCUCAUCCUGUUCUGCGGCGCCGACUUCACCACCUGCGUGGAGAACGAGGACGCCAAGCCCAAGAUCAGCCUGGUGGCCGGCGUGGGCCUGCUGCUGGCCGGCCUGGUGCUCAUCAUCCCCGUCAGCUGGUCGGCGCACACGGUGGUGAGGGACUUCAACAACCCCCUGGUGGCCACCUCCCAGAAGCGGGAGCUGGGGGCGUGCAUCUUCGUGGGCUGGGCGGGCGGCGUGCUGCUGCUGCUGGCCGGGGGGCUCCUCUGCUGCUUCAGCAGGCCCAAGUCCGGCGGCUCCGGAGGAACGGCCAAGUACUACAGCAGCAGCGCCUCCGCCCCCAACAAGAACUACGUGUGAGGAGGACUGGAGGGUGGACCCGUUGAGUCCGUUCCAUCUUUAGACAUGAAUGUAAAUACUCUACUUUACACACUUUGCUUUAGGACGGGGGUGUCCAAACUUGCUCCCAGUGAGGGCCGCAUACAGAACAAUUAAGAAAGACAGGGGAGGGGCAACUGCGAGUGAAAUAUCUAAUACUAAUAUAUAUAUAUAUAUAUAUAUAUACUGGUAUAUAUAUAUAUAUAUAAUAUAUCUCAUUAAUCAGUUUCUUUUGGCAAUCUGCCCAGCACCAUUAAAAAAUGAGCUACGGGCUGAAAGUGGCCCCCGGGCUGCACUUUGGACACCCCUGGUUUAGAGGGUUAACACAUUUCUCUUCGUCUUUUGGUGCUGGGAUUAUUAAAAGUGUGAAUGAAACUUCUGGAUGCUUUUAUUUUGAUGGAUGCCCACCGCUGGCAAGUAAACACUUCAAACUGCUACACGCGCACACACACGCGCACACACACACACACACACACGUACCUCAGGAAGCGUCUUGAGUUUCUUUGACGUUUCAUUCUCUUCUUUUGUAUAACGAGUGAUUAAAAUUUGGUGUAACCAA
Molecule: messenger RNA, 1499 nt
Organism: Dunckerocampus dactyliophorus (ringed pipefish)
Lineage: Eukaryota; Metazoa; Chordata; Actinopteri; Syngnathiformes; Syngnathidae
Gene: cldni
Product: claudin i
Exons: 3
Coding region: 287-922 (211 amino acids)
Biological process (GO): bicellular tight junction assembly; cell adhesion
Cellular component (GO): plasma membrane; bicellular tight junction
Molecular function (GO): structural molecule activity
Source: RefSeq, a predicted model, not a curated record